AAUUACGUAGCCAGAAUGGCAUUACAUUUCGAGUUCGUGUUCUCCUUCACCAGAUGACUUGUCCAAUCCCCAUUAGUUGAAACUUGAGAUCUUCUUGACCAAAUUCCCACCUUCCUCCUUCACCCACUCCCCAAAUCUUUAUACCUCCAAUACCCACUUCUCUAUAUCCCUUUCAAAAGUCUCUAUUUUUUUUUAAUCUGAUUGAAAUUGGGUUUUAUGACUUGAUAUACACCAAACAUCGCCCCCCCAUAUUAAUACCAUUUCCUUCUGAUCCAACCAACGUUUUUAAAGCCUUGAAGAGAUUUUAAUUAGAAGACCCCAAGAUGAACAAUCUGUUUUCAGGCUCUUUCACUCGCUUCCGAAGCGAAGAAGGUUCCCCCGACCACCACGCAGUCCAGAUGACAGAAUCGUCUCCAUCCUCCCGCGGUGUCAACCUUGACAAGUUCUUCGACGAUGUGGAGUCCAUCAAAGACGAGCUGAAAGAGCUGGAGAGGCUGAACGACGACCUUUCCUCGUCUCAUGAGCAGAGCAAGACAUUGCACAACGCGAAAGCCGUGAGAGAUUUAAGAGCCAAAAUGGAUGGGGACGUGGCCAUGGCGUUGAAAAAGGCCAAGCUUAUCAAAGUUAGGCUGGAAGCGCUUGAUCGGUCCAACGCCGCUAACAGGAGCUUGCCUGGGUGUGGACCGGGCACUUCAUCGGACCGGACGAGGACGUCGGUCGUGAACGGGUUGAGAAAGAAGUUGAAGGAUUCUAUGGAAAGCUUUAACGAGUUGAGAGAGAGGAUCUCGUCCGAGUAUAGAGGAACUGUUCAGAGAAGAUAUUUUACGGUUACGGGGGAAAACCCUGAUGACAAGACUCUUGAUCUUUUGAUUUCAACUGGAGAGAGUGAGACUUUCUUGCAAAAAGCCAUUCAAGAACAAGGGAGGGGAAGAAUUUUGGACACAAUCAAUGAGAUUCAAGAAAGGCAUGAUGCUGUGAAGGAUUUGGAGAGGCAUCUCAAGGAGUUGCACCAAGUUUUCUUGGACAUGGCAGUGCUGGUUGAGGCUCAAGGUGAGCAACUGGAUGACAUUGAGAGCCAAGUGAACCGAGCUAAUUCAUUUGUGAUGGGUGGCACUGAGAGGUUGCAAAGGGCUAGGACCUACCAGAAAAAUACCCGGAAAUGGAUUUGUUAUGCUAUCAUACUUUUGCUCUCCAUCAUCUUCUUUGUGGUGAUAUUCACCGUGAGACCAUGGGAAAACAAUGGCGGCAGCGGCGGUGGCCACAACAGCCCAACCCCACCGGCACCAGCAACAACUUCACCUCCACCUCCACCUCCGCCUCAACAAUAAGCUGCAUUGGUUAGGCAUCAAUCAGAAUAUUAGCUAUGCAGUAUUCUUGUUUGAGAUCUGAGUUUUUGCAUUUGCCUCUCUUGUUUUAGGGUUAGUUUAAUGAAAACUUGAUGGGCUGAGACAUUUGAUUGAAUUGCUUUGAAGCUCUCAACUACAUAUUAUUUGUUGUUUACUAGGAAAGCAAACAGGGUUGGAGAUUGGAGUUGGGAAAGAAAUGGCAUCAAUUUCUUUCCACAAUUCUCAUACAAUUUCUUGGGGAGACACCGUUUUGAUUAUUAAUUCUUUCCUGUAACUAGUAGAUAUUUUUUUGUCUAGAUUGUGCCUGCUUGCUUGGUUGCUACAGAUGUUGUUAACAUGUUCCAACAGGUACAGAUGUUGAUAUAGACAUAUCUAUCCAUAUAUUUAGAUACACAUGUUAUUAUUCUGUACUAGUUUAUAAAUAAAUUUUAGUUUUUGGGAAAA
Molecule: messenger RNA, 1790 nt
Organism: Gossypium raimondii (Peruvian cotton)
Lineage: Eukaryota; Viridiplantae; Streptophyta; Magnoliopsida; Malvales; Malvaceae
Product: syntaxin-121
Exons: 2
Coding region: 324-1328 (334 amino acids)
Biological process (GO): intracellular protein transport; exocytosis; vesicle fusion
Cellular component (GO): endomembrane system; plasma membrane; SNARE complex
Molecular function (GO): SNAP receptor activity; SNARE binding
Source: RefSeq, a predicted model, not a curated record